CCAAUCGAACGUACAGAUGUGAUGUCGCUAAGGAACUGUGAUCAAAACAAAAGAGAAAUGUCAGCUUUGAAUUUCGAAAACUAGUGACUUCCAGACUUUGUGGGUUAAUUGUUGAUAUCUAAUAGCAUAUCUUGAAUCAUAUGGUAUUGAUAUCGGCGUUAAGUAUUCCACGUAGUCAAAAAUCUACGUUCUUUGUUUACAUUUGUGACUGGAUGUUUGCAAGGAGCCGGUCGAGGAAGGCCAACAAUGGCAGAUGUUUUUCAUAAAUUUCAACUUGAGGUGACUAUGAAAUGGCUUCUCGAUGCAUAAACGCUUUAAAUGAGCUGGAUGUCAUCUCUGACAAGAUCUUUUACAAGUAUUCAAAGAAUCGUUUGAAACAAGAUAUAGCGAACAAAGUUAGAGACUCGAAAUCCCGAGCAGAAAGGAAUGCGUCCCCAGCUGACUUCCGACAGGGAAAAUGUACACCGAGGAAAAGCAACUGUAGCAAUCGAUCGUCGAGUAUUUCAACAGCAGCAACGACGUCGACAAAGAACAGUAGUAGUCUAAAAAGAACAAAGUCCUGUGGARCMAAGUCUAAUACUGAUAUCRAAACUUCAAAAAACCWUCAUCAAGAUCCYAGRAAGUCCAAAUCAUCUUCUUAUAAAAAGCCUGUCCGCACUUCUUCAGAGGCUACAACUUCAGAACAAGUCCACAAUACAGAAGAUAUAAGAAAUUUUACACCAUCKAUAUUUGGAAAGUUCAAUCCUAGUGCCCCAACACACAAAACUGGAAAAUGGUUUAAUUUUAAAGAUGGAGUCGAUCAAGGCGUCAUUGAUUCAUUUGAGUGUGAUAAACUGAAAGAGAAAGCUUUAUGUUAUAAAGUAGACGCUAAGGAAUCAAAGGCAGUUCCUAAGCUGUUACGCCAUCGUCUUGAAGUUCGUAUUGGUAGGAAUGGYRAUGUACGGAAUGAGGAUGCUGGAAUGAAACCUGGAAAUCAAGAAAGUGAUGGUAUUCAAGAUGGGAGUAUAAGGUCUGCACCUUUAUCAUGGGAGGAGCAACUUAACUGGAAAAAUACACAGAUCAUUGAACCAAAAGGAUCCCAAUCUACAAAGACUAAAGAUGAGGGACUUUGUGAAACCCAUCCUGUUAUUUUCCAUCCAGARGCAAAUCAUGAAAGGCUUUCAAAUACAACAAACAUUUCCAAUAAAGCGUCUGCUUCUUACYGUUUGUACAUGGACAAAAAACUAGUCAGUGAUCGAAGAAACCUUACYUGUGGACUCAAAUGUGUAACUUCUGUUCAAAUUGAGGAAGGUUCAAACGACGUUCAUAAAGAUGGCAGCAAUCCAAUCAAAAGAACGAAGUCACAUGAUUCUGACAUGAUGGACAUGACCAACACUAUCAAAAACAUAGAGAAAAUUUACCGAACUUCUUCACAAGAGUCYGAAAGGAAGGUGCCUUAUGUGAAAACUUUAGAGGAUGACCAGGGCACAAAGGAUGGAGUGGAGAUCGUCAACCACYAUGAAGAAAAGGACAGUGGAAUUUUAGAAGAGGAAAAAAACAAAAUAUACAAGAGAGUUAGUUUUAAGGACGACCUUGAAGGAGCAGCAGUUUUAGAUAUAAAUUCCGCUCAYAAGGGAGAUGACUUUAACAUGGAAACAGGAAAUGCUGUUGCAAAUCAAAACACCAAGCGUCCAAGCUCAUCAAGAUCUAGAUCAAAUCUAGAAACAAAGCAGGAAUUUAAAACAAAAAAGUCAAAGAGGCCCUACACGGCACCUCACUGCAGCCCUAGAACACCACAUGACAUCAAUAUCUUUGAACAAAUGGAUAAGUCUUCACAUGUGAAACAUCUCAGGCCAAUCUUGGUACCAACUUCCAAUGAUAACGAAGUUGUGAGUGAGAAUGAAUUAGUUGAACCAAAAAARGAGACCCCUGAACCCAGUGAAAAAAUUCAUGAUAUUCGAGUAACAUUUGGUUGCAAGUCGGCUCCAACUGAACGUACUGUCAAGCACAAACAGGAAUCCAUUCAAAGAUCUCUGUCUACAACRUCAGCAAGGGUUAAAACUGAGAAAUACGAGCGGCCGCAACCAACCGCAGUCCUCGACACUUCAGAUCCAAUGGAGUUACCUCCUAAUGUYCCUCCUGGUCAAGCACUGAUMGAACUAAGAAAGAAAAUUCGUGAAAAUUUGGCAAAGGAAACUGCUGAUUUACAAUUAGAUAUUCAGCAGUUAUACAUAAAACACCAUAGUUACAGAAACUGAGUUUAUUUUAUUAUWAUUUUCUCAGGAUAUAGAAUAAAAUCCUUAUAUUUGAAGUA
This is a messenger RNA of Exaiptasia diaphana, 2293 nucleotides long. RefSeq lists its product as uncharacterized. NCBI's taxonomy places the organism in Eukaryota, Metazoa, Cnidaria, Anthozoa, Actiniaria, Aiptasiidae. Bases 291 to 2237 code for a protein of 648 amino acids. The transcript has 6 exons. The record is from RefSeq and is a predicted model, not a curated record.